AAGAGCAAACACGUAUGUACUGAACUUUGGAGCGGAACAUGAAGGUAUUUAGACAGUUGGGAAAGAUUUCUGCCUGAAGGGAAAAAUCACAGAGAAAAUGGUGAAGAUUUAUCCCAUUAUUUUGAUAUGCAGUUUGCUGCUAGAAACCUGGCUUUCUUCUGAAGCUUCAGUGUUUCUGCCGAGGGAUCUGGCGGGCUCUCUUUUAAAGAGACAGAAACGCUAUAACACAGGUAGAUUAGAGGAGAUGAUGAAGGAUAAUUUGGAGAGGGAAUGUUAUGAAGAGCGCUGCAAUCUAGAGGAGGCCAGAGAGGUUUUUGAAGACCAGGAAAAAACUAUGAAAUUCUGGAUCACAUAUAUGGAUGGAGACCAGUGUCAGUCAUCCCCCUGUCAGAAUGGAGGGAAAUGUGAGGAUGGGAUGAACACAUACACCUGCUGGUGUCCAGCGCGCUUUAGUGGGAAGAACUGUGAGUUAGAAAUGGCAAAACAGUGUAAAGUAAAUAAUGGAGGCUGCAUGCACUUCUGCAGUGUGGAUAAAAUUUAUGGUGCAGUGUGUGACUGUGCCAGGGGUUACAGACUGGCUCUGGAUGGCAGGACUUGUGAACCUACAGGGCAGUACCCAUGUGGACGUCUUGGAGCGAAUAUUGCUGAAACACUUAAGACAAGGUCUCUUAUCAGUGCCGAGAAUGGAAAUCAAAGUCUCUCUCUCAAUCACAUCAAUACAACAGAGUCCAGUCCUACAGAUCUUCCUGAUGUGAACGGGACUAGCACACCUCAGCCUACACUGGAAAACAUCACCUCAUUCUUUCCCACUCAGGCCUCCAACACUGGAAAUCGUAUUGUAGGAGGAAGCGAGGCAACACCAGGGGAGAUACCAUGGCAGGUGGUUUUUAUGGAAAAGGUGAAUAAGAUUGCAUUUUGUGGCGGCUCUCUCCUCAGUGAUGAAUGGGUCAUUACAGCUGCCCACUGUGUUGAAGGAAAGGUGGGAUCUUUCUUCAUCAGAUUGGGGGAGCAUGAUGUGUCAAAGAAUGAGGGAAGAGAGAGUGACUACGGCAUAGAGGAGUACCAUAUCCAUCCAAGUUACAACUCUCAACGGAGUCUUUACAAUCAUGACAUCGCCCUGUUAAAGCUCAAGGGACCCGCCAAAUUCUCUGACUACGCCCUGCCCAUCUGCCUGGGCUCGAAGGACUUCACAGAGAACUUGCUCAGGAGUGCAGAAAACUCCCUGGUGAGUGGCUGGGGGAGGCUACGGUAUGGGGGCGUGGAAUCUAAAACACUUCAGAAAGUAGAGCUCCCUUACGUGGACCGGACCGAGUGCAAAGGCAGCAGCACCGACACCGUCUCCCGCUUCAUGUUCUGUGCCGGUUACAGUAUGAUACACAAGGAUUCCUGUCAGGGGGACAGCGGCGGACCCCAUGCCACCCACUAUCAGAACACAUGGUUCCUCACGGGAAUCGUCAGCUGGGGCGAGGAGUGCGCUAAAGAGGGAAAGUAUGGCAUCUACACCCGUGUAUCCAAAUAUAUGAACUGGAUAAGUAACAUUACUGGCAUCAGAACAGGACAUAUGUCCAAUACUGAUCAACAAAAUGGGAAUUAAAUUAGGCCGUUGUGUGACUUACAAAUGAGUAGAUGAUGGAAGCAAUCAGAAUCAACAAAAGAGAAAUGAUAUGCAAAUGCUAUUAACAAGUAACAAGUCUCAGUUAGCCUAAUGCAGUACUCUUAGCAAGGUUUUUUUAAAUCAUAUAAUAAAGAAAGAAAGAAAGAAAUGAAAAAAAUUAAAAUAAAAAGAUAGAAUAGGAAAAGAAUAGAGCAAGCUAGUGUUAGAGGCCUUUUUUGCUUUUGUUAAUUGUAUAAUAAAUAAAAAAGAAAACAGAUAAAAUACGUAAAGAUUAGAGAAGCUAAAGCUAGUUUCAUUUUUAGUAUCAUACAAAUACAUGUCAGAAUGAAUUAGAGCUCACGCAUCAUUUUGUACAGAUGAUAUUUACUAGUCAUCAUUCAACAGACAUACUGUAACAAUCAAGAAAAAAAUAUAGUUUUCCAUUACACUUUGUGCUUGUACAUGUAGUGAAAUUAUUUUCAUACAUGAUAUACAACAAAGCAGUAUGAGUCACGUUCAUCUUUGUAACUCUGUACAUAUUAUACACUAGAAGUGUAUGGCUUUAAGAAGUGCACUUCAAACUGAGUACACAUGAACCCAUUCAGACCACUUUUCUCCUCCCUUAUCAAGCCCUCUUUUAAACUAAUGACAUGCAAAUGUACACGACUUUUUAAAAGUUUGGGGUCAUUUUUAAACUGUUUUAUAAUACAAUUUAAUUUAUUCUUGUGAUGACAGCUGAAUUUUCAGGAGUCAUUCCUCCAGUUUUCAGUGUCACAUGAUCCUUAAGAAAUUAUGCCAAUAUGCUGAUUUGGUCUCAAGACACAUUUCAUAUUAUCAGUGCUGACAAAAUAUAAUGUUUUGUGAAAACUAUGAUUUUAUCCAGCAUCCUUUGAUGAAUAGAAAGUUCAGUAAACAGCAUUUAUUUGAAAUAGAAAUAUGUAUCAGUGCCUUUACUUUCACUUUUAAAAUCAAUUUAAUGCAUCCUUUCUGGAUAAAAGUAUGCAUUUCUUUUCAGGAAUGUUUUUUUUUUUUUUAAUCUUACUGACCCCAAACUUUUAAAUGGUACUGUAUUUAUUCAUUGCAGUUUUUAAUGAGGUUAGCUAAUGUACAUUCAUCGUAAUGGUUUCUAAGCAAUUAACAAAAGUUAAAUGCACAUUGUGAGUGCAGGAAGUUUGACAGAGAAAAAGUUAUUAGAUCGAACAAGUUUACAGUGGAAGUUAUAAUGAUGUAUACCACAAAGUUUUAUUUCAAUGACAAAAACUGACCCAAAAAUGGUGUAAGUGAUUAAAAAAUGGAUUUAUAAAUCAAAAUGAAUUAUGCUGUUUCUACAGUAAAUCUGUACAAAACACUUUGAAAUCUAAGAAAAUUUGCUAAGUAGCCCAGAACAGCCAUAUCUGAACUGACUUAAAGUGUAUGAAUAUAAACAUGGAUCAUCUGAAGGUGAGCGAUAUGUUUUUAAGCAUAACUCUGAAGCAAUAAAGCAAUCACAUUACUGAAAA
This is a messenger RNA of Carassius gibelio (silver crucian carp), 3093 nucleotides long. RefSeq names its product coagulation factor IXb (gene f9b). Gene Ontology annotation, molecular function: calcium ion binding; serine-type endopeptidase activity. Gene Ontology annotation, cellular component: extracellular region. NCBI's taxonomy places the organism in Eukaryota, Metazoa, Chordata, Actinopteri, Cypriniformes, Cyprinidae. The transcript has 8 exons. Bases 98 to 1594 code for a protein of 498 amino acids. Gene Ontology annotation, biological process: blood coagulation; proteolysis. The record is from RefSeq and is a predicted model, not a curated record.